CCGCCGUGGCUGCGCGGCCGCACGCCGGUCCCGCCUCUCCUCGCUGUGGUGGAAGGCGCCAUUGAGGGAAGCCGGAGCCGCCGCCGCCACCGUCGUCGUCUCGUCAGGGAGAGCCAGGCCCGCCGCCGCCAUGGACUACGGGGAAGCUGAAGACAGAGAUUGGAGAUUCCCAGAUACCCCCAUGCAUUGUGGUGUGAACAUGCCCAGUGGGUCAGUCUCAGACAUGGACCGUGAUUAUGGGCAUGGAGGCUAUGGUGGCCCACGAUCCAUGGACUCUUACCUUAACCAAUCCUAUGGGAUGGAGAGUCAUGGAGGUGGAGGCGGAGGAGGUGGUGGUGGUGGUAACAGGUUUGGACCUUAUGAGUCUUACGACUCCGGGUCUUCUCUGGGUGGGCGAGAUCUGUACAGAUCUGGCUAUGGUUAUAAUGAACCCGAACAAAGCCGCUUCGGAGGUAGUUAUGGUGGUCGAUUUGACAACUCCUACCGGAAUAGCCUUGACUCUUUCGGAGGUAGAAACCAGGGCGGGUCUAGCUGGGAAGCACCUUACUCCCGUUCAAAAUUGAGGCCUGGGUUUAUGGAGGACAGAGGAAGAGAGAGUUACUCUUCCUACAGCAGUUUUUCUUCACCCCAUAUGAAGCCUGCACCUGUAGGCUCUCGGGGGAGAGGAACGCCUGCUUAUCCUGAAAGUGGAUUUGGAAGCAGAAACUAUGAUGCUUUUGGAGGACCAUCAACAGGCAGAGGCCGAGGCCGAGGACAUAUGGGAGACUUUGGAGGAAUACACAGACCUGGAAUUGUUGUUGACUAUCACAACAAACCCAGUCCUGCAGCAGUUGCUGCAAGAGGAAUAAAAAGAAAAAUGGUACCACAGUCAUAUAACAAACCUGCUGGGACAUUUGUCAAGAAACCCAAAAUGACAAAACCUAUUUUGAAGCUGAGCCAGAAAAAAUCACCAAACAGAAAGUCAUCUUUCCAGGAUUCUACGAUAGAGGAAAUCGAAGUGGACACAAGUGGUGCAGUUGUUAUAUAUGAAGACUUUACAAGAGAUGCUUACGAUCUUGGAUAUCAGACUUUUGGAGAUGGCAAAGGAGAAGCUAAAAGUGAGGAAGAAGAAAAGCGGCGAAUUGAGGCCAGAAGAGAGAAGCAAAGGCGUAGAAGGGAAAAGAACAGUGAAAAAUAUGGUGAUGGAUACAGAAUGGCAUUUACUUGCUCAUUUUGCAAGUUCCGAACGUUUGAAGAGAAAGAAAUUGAGGCACAUCUGGAGAGUGCAGCUCAUCAGGAGACAUUGGAUCAUAUCCAGAAGCAAACCAAAUUUGACAAAGUAGUGAUGGAAUUUCUUCAUGAGUGUAUGGUGAAUAAAUUCAAGAAGACAGCUCUGCGUAAGCAGCAGACAAGUAACCAAACAGAAAAUGCUCAAGCUGCUGAAAAAGAUAUAAUGGAAGGGGUUACGGCUGAUGACCAUAUGAUGAAAGUUGAGACUGUUCACUGCAGUGCUUGCAGUGUGUAUGUUCCUGCGUUACACAGUUCUGUUCAGCAGCACUUAAAAUCUCCUGAUCACACAAAAGGAAAACAAGCCUACAGAGAACAAAUAAAAAGGGAGAGUGUUCUUACUGCCACCAGUAUCUUGAAUAAUCCUAUAGUCAAGGCACGAUACGAGCUGUAUGUAAAGGUAGCUCACAGAUCAAAUAUACUUUUAACUUAUUUUGCCAGUCUCAGAUUGUUGUCUCAGGUAACUUUGUUUGCAGCCAGAACUGGGAUUUAUCGGCUUUUGGUUUAACAUUUAUAUUUUUAUCUAGUCAAUUUUUAAUUAGAUGUUCUUAGUAAGAAAAUCAAGCUUAAAGAAAGCAUCAGCAGUAUCUUUAACUCUGUAUGUAAUACUAACUAUAGAGCACAAAGCACUUUACAGGUGAGUCAGUCUUUAUAUUUAGAAGCACAGGCUUCAGCAUGUGUCUUUGUACUAAAGUACAGUGCACAUACUACUCAGCUACUUUGUAUUCUGUAGAAUUUCUAGGAUUCAUGGCAGCAUACAAAAGAUGAAAGCUUAUAGCAGUAGUUGUGAUCAGAGAAUUUAAAAGGCACAGCAGGCAAUGGUACAGAUACAUGGCCUGAGAAAUAUAAGUGAAUUAAUUUUGACAAAGUGUGGGGUUUCUUUCUGUUAGGCCAGCAGAGUGACCUUUUCUGUAGUACCGUUGUUAGCUAUUUCUGGUAGUUACUAUUAACUGCUUUAUAAUUUUUCUGUGCCCAAACAGACUCUUUCAGACAAAGCACUAAAGCAGAAAUAUGACAAGGUGUGAGCCAGUGCAGAAGUCUGUUGUGGUUUAAAAUAUCAAGUUAGUCAUGUCCUGCAGAACUGUGUAUGGUCUGAAACUGAUUGACACCCAACAACUAUUCUGUAUCUGUUCAGAAAAGGUAGCAAAUGACCAGAUAGCACAGCCUGGAAUGUGUGUGCUAUUUCCAGCCAUCACUUCUGGUAUUCCUUUUGGCCUGGUAUGUGUGUGCUUUGUCCCGUACAGCCCCCUAGUGGGGGACUGGUUAAAGGGGAAUGGAACUUGGCCAUUCAUGAGUUGGAAAACUGAGGAAGAUAAAAUUUGCAAGAUUGCCUUCACAAGGAGACCACUGCCAGAACUGGUAUUUCCUGGAGAAAAUGAUUCCUGAAUUUAGUACACUUUCAGCAGCACCUGCUCAGCGAGAUGUAUCUGGCUUCUUGUUAUGCAAAUCCCUGUCGUCCUCACCCAAAUGUGUAAUCAAUUGCAGGCUGAAGGAGUCCAGUUUUAUAAUACAGCAUAUGAUGAAAAGGAGCAUGUGGUGCAUUCAUUUGGUGCCUGCAGUCUUCGAGGAGAGUAGGAAGUCCUUGUUACAGCCAAAAAUAGCUUGUUUUGAGGUGAAGGGCAGACUGGCUUGGGGAAGCACGGCUCCCCACCUCCCAGCCAAACCCAAACAAAGCAACCACCCCCAAAACAAACCAACCAACCCAAACCCAACAUUGUUGUGGAAAGUGUUGUCUAUCCUGCAUGUAUAGCAUGGAAGGAGGAAAUUCAGAGCAGGGAAGAUCUGUGAGGCUGUUGCAUUGAGUUGUACCAAAUUGCAAGAACAGGUCAUCAACAUCACAAAUGCCUUUGAGAAAAGGAGAACAAAAUUGCAGGUCAGUAACUCCUGAUUUUUAUGCAUCUGUAUUAAUAUAGUUUCACAUGAGCAAAUAAGAUUAAAGAUUUUUCUAUUACACUGCUGAAUUUCUCUGUGCAUUUUGGGAAGUUUGUUAUUUUAAUGUGUGGCCUAGAAGAGGUGCAUAUCCCAGAUGAAUUAGGGAAAGCUCUGUUUCUGUUGAGGCCAGUACUGUCUUCUGGAACCACACUCUGCUGAGAGUUAGUAGUCCUCCAUCUCUACCACAAUUGGUAUUUUGGACCCACCUUCCCCCAUUUUGGUUUUGUGUGAAAAAUUCAGCUUAAGUUGUUUCAGUUGCCCCACGAAGCUGCCAGGUUACUGCUUGGAGAAUGACUAUUGAAUGUA
Strigops habroptila (Kakapo) is the source of this 3504-nucleotide messenger RNA. RefSeq names its product zinc finger protein 326 (gene ZNF326). Gene Ontology annotation, biological process: regulation of DNA-templated transcription elongation. The coding region runs from base 131 to 1774 and encodes 547 amino acids. Gene Ontology annotation, molecular function: DNA binding. The transcript is spliced from 13 exons. NCBI's taxonomy places the organism in Eukaryota, Metazoa, Chordata, Aves, Psittaciformes, Psittacidae. Gene Ontology annotation, cellular component: nucleus; DBIRD complex. The record is from RefSeq and is a predicted model, not a curated record.